Molecule: messenger RNA, 318 nt
Organism: Stomoxys calcitrans (stable fly)
Lineage: Eukaryota; Metazoa; Arthropoda; Insecta; Diptera; Muscidae
Product: larval cuticle protein 65Ag1-like
Exons: 2
Coding region: 4-318 (104 amino acids)
Cellular component (GO): chitin-based extracellular matrix
Molecular function (GO): structural constituent of chitin-based larval cuticle
Source: RefSeq, a predicted model, not a curated record
AACAUGAAAUUCAUCGUUCUUUUUGCCGCUCUCUUCGCUGUCGCUUUGGCCGCUCCCCGCCCCGAUGCUGAAGUCCUCAAGAACGAGUCCGAUGUUGGUCCUGAAUCCUACAACUUCGCUUACGCUACCAGUGAUGGCAUCACCGCCCAAGAAGAUGGACACUUGCAAAAUAUUGGCUCCGAAAAUGAGGCCAUCUCUGUCAAAGGUCAAUACUCCUACAUCGGUGAUGACGGUCAAACCUACACAGUCACCUACACUGCCGAUGAAAAUGGUUUCCAACCCCAAGGUGCCCAUUUGCCCGUUGCCCCUGAAGCUUAA